AGGCGGCGGGGCCGGCGGCGCGGCCGUCCCGGCCCGUCCCGCUGCAUCCCGCCGCCGCCGCCGCCAUGGGCCUCACGGUCUCCGCCGUCCUGUCCCGCAUCUUCGGCAAGAAGCAGAUGCGGAUCCUCAUGGUGGGGCUGGACGCCGCCGGCAAGACCACCAUCCUCUACAAGCUGAAGCUGGGCGAGAUCGUCACCACCAUCCCCACCAUCGGGUUCAAUGUGGAGACAGUGGAGUACAAGAACAUCUGCUUCACGGUCUGGGACGUGGGUGGUCAGGACAAAAUCCGACCCCUGUGGAGGCACUACUUCCAGAACACACAGGGCCUCAUCUUCGUUGUGGACAGCAAUGACCGUGAAAGAGUGCAAGAGUCUGCAGAUGAGCUGCAGAAGAUGCUGCAGGAGGACGAGCUGCGAGACGCCGUGCUGCUGGUGUUCGCCAACAAGCAGGACAUGCCCAACGCCAUGGCCGUGAGCGAGCUGACCGCCAAGCUGGGCCUGCAGGCGCUGCGCGGCAGGACUUGGUACGUGCAGGCAACCUGUGCGACCCAGGGCACGGGGCUCUACGACGGGCUGGACUGGCUAUCGCACGAGCUCUCCAAGCGCUAGACGGGGCCGGCGACGCGGGGACCGGAUGAGCUGGGGACAUCUCUUCCAACUGCUGUUUCGUUUGGUUUUCUUCCUUAUUUUGGCUUUGUUGAUUUUUCCCUUUCUCCCCAGAGCGGCCUCGUCUCUGAACGAUCUGUGUGUUUAUCUGGUAGGACUUGAACCUCAAGGACUCUUGAGGCAGCUCCGCUUUGCAGCGUCCUGCCUGCCCUGCCCGGACCUAGCCGUCCUCCCCAGCUGCGCCUGUCGUCUUCUCGGAAACCCCGCGGUGCCUGCGCGAGCCGGCGCGGCGCUGGGGGCGGCUAGCCGGGAAGGGGGCUGCUCGGACGUGCCGGGGGUGCCGGGUCCCUGGGCGCCGGCGGGUGGGGGGGUCCCGGCUCCUCUCCCGGAGGCGGGCAUUGGCGGGCUGAGCGGGGCUCGGAGGCGGCGGCUGCGGCCACGAUAACGCUGCAGGACAGGAAGGAUUUUCCUUUUUAUCCUUCGAUAAACUUUAUAGUUCUCUUUCCCUUGGGGAGGGGGCGUAUGGCUGCGUAAUGUGCUGUUGUAUAUUGAGUAAUUAAACGCCACCACUUUGUACCCUGCA
Molecule: messenger RNA, 1188 nt
Organism: Rhea pennata
Lineage: Eukaryota; Metazoa; Chordata; Aves; Rheiformes; Rheidae
Gene: ARF5
Product: ADP ribosylation factor 5
Exons: 6
Coding region: 66-608 (180 amino acids)
Biological process (GO): vesicle-mediated transport; intracellular protein transport
Cellular component (GO): plasma membrane; cytoplasm
Molecular function (GO): GTP binding; GTPase activity
Source: RefSeq, a predicted model, not a curated record